AGACUUUUCACCGGACAGAUUCAGUUAGUGUCUUUUUAAGAAGCUCUGCAUCAAAGUAAACCUGACACAGAAAAUGCAAGUGCAGAGAGCUGACCUCACUCUGCUGUUUCCUGGAGGAUCCUCACCCCGAUGGGGAGCAGCCUCUGCUGACGUCAUUGCCCGGGAGACGCCCCAGGAGGUCGCCUCUGCCCCCCUCCGUCUGCCCACCUGAAGAUGGCUCGUGCCCACCCUGGGCUGGUGCCCAGCGCCUGAGGUCCUUACCAUGGUGAUGAUCCUGAGUCAAAGCCUCGACAAGCAGGGAGCCGACCCCGUGGCCUGCAGGACCUUCAACCCUGAGCCGCACACGCCAAAGAAGAUGAGUCAAGGACCGACACUUUUCUCUUGUGGAAUCAUGGAAAAUGACAGAUGGCGAGACCUGGACAGGAAGUGCCCCCUUCAGAUUGACCAGCCGAGCGCCAGCAUCUGGGAGUGCCUGCCGGACAAGUGCCAGGACAGCGCCCUGUGGCACCGGGAGGCGGCCACCGCCUGCGCAGUCACCAACCUGAUCAAAGACCUCAGCCUCAGCGACCACAACGGGCACCCGUCCGCGCCCCCCAGCAAGCGCCAGUGCCGGUCACUGUCCUUCUCGGACGAGAUGGCCAGCUGCCGGACGUCGUGGAGGCCCCUGGGGUCCAAAGUCUGGACACCGGUGGAGAAGAGGCGCUGCUACAGCGGGGGCAGCGUGCAGCGCUAUUCCAACGGGUUCAGCACGAUGCAGCGGAGCUCCAGCUUCAGCCUCCCGUCCCGCGCCAAUGCGCUCUCCUCGCCCUACGACCCGGCGGGACUUCACCCACGGCCUGGCGGCCCGCCUGGCCCGGGGGCACCAGGCCCGGCUACCUGCGGACAGGCGGGCGACCUCUGGGGCCCCGUGGUGAGCCCCGUGGGCAGCGGCCGGCUGGACAUGCAGCGCUCCCUGUCCUGCUCGCAUGAGCAGUUCUCCUUCGCGGAAUACUGCCCGCCCUCAGCCAGCAGCACCCCAGCCUCGACGCCGGAGCCGGCCAGGCGCUCGGGGGGGCUGGCCCGCAGCCGCUCCCAGCCCUGCGUCCUUAAUGACAAGAAGGUGGGCAUCAAGCGGCGGCGCCCCGAGGAGGCGCAGGAGCAGAGGCCCUCCCUGGACCUUGCCAAGAUGGCACAGGUAAGAGCUCCCCUCCCCAUGCACCCGCCCCGGGGAGGCACUGCAGAAGCCGCCAGGGGCGUCUCGGAGCCUCCUCGGCUCCCGGUCCAGCCCGGGCAAGGGCAGGGUGCCCGCGUUGAAGAGGGCCAGAAAGCGGGUUCAUUCGCUUGUUCUUAA
Molecule: messenger RNA, 1330 nt
Organism: Odocoileus virginianus texanus
Lineage: Eukaryota; Metazoa; Chordata; Mammalia; Artiodactyla; Cervidae
Source: RefSeq, a predicted model, not a curated record